AAAAAAAAAAAAAAAAGGAAGAAAAAAAAGAAGAAAAAAAGAAGAAAAAAAGAAGAAAAAAAGAAGAAAAAAAGAAGAAGAAGAAGAUGAAGGAAGGGUUGCGGGUGAAAAGUGGGUGAAUAUUCCCCAAUGGCGGUUAUUCAGCACCAUCACGGGUCCUGUUGGAUCAACGAACUCCACGAAGUUUGUAGGACGACGUCCACCCACCCAUUCGUAUAUCAAGACCUGUCAUUACACUCGCCAAACUCUCACACCAUGGCGGAGGACGACAUAACCUUUCACACUCAAUUCGAAACAUUUCGAGACUGUCUUUCUGACGUCUUAGUCGAGAGAAUGACCAAGCCGUCCCGCAACAGCAAAACGAAGCGGCGACGGACGAAGAAAGACUCCCAGCCCCAGACCCUACCGAAUUCCGUACCACAACAUGACAAUGAUGAAGAUGGCACAGCCGCCGAAGAUCUUGCCGAAUUCAUCGACUACAUCGCCAACCAAGCCUUCGAAAGUCUACCCGAGGAUCUCCGUUCCCUCUCCCGUCCGGCAUGGGCCGCCUCUCCCGACCUGCAAUCCCGCUAUGCGCUCCCCUUGACAUCCUCCGACACCUCGGUUCUCAUCCUGCCGACACUCGACCCGGCCAUCGCCUCAUCGCUCACCGCGUACGGCAUCAUCGACAACGACGACGCCGACGCAGUCCCUGCCCUGCUGGCGCCCGUGCUCACCGCCUACGUCACGACCAUCACCACCACACCACCGCCUCCACGACAGGGCCGCGCCCAGGCGGAGGAAGAAGGGUGCGAGCUCUGUGGCCGGGACUGGGUGCCGCUGACGUAUCACCACCUCAUCCCGCGGUUCGUGCACGACAAGGCGCUUAAGCGCGGAUGGCACCCCGCGGAGGCGCUUCAGAACGUGGCCUGGCUCUGCAGGCUGUGCCACUCUUUCGUGCAUCGCUUCGCGUCACACGAGGAGCUUGCGAGGUAUUACUUCACCGUUGACCGGUUGCUUGCCGAGGAGGAGGUUGUGAGGUUUGCGAGGUAUGCCAGUCGGGUUCGGUGGAAGGGACGGUGAUUCAUUGUGACGGGAUGGGAUGGCAGAGAAGCUGCAUGUAGUAUGUCGCGUGGGUGCAUCACUUGGCGAGUGAGGGACUGAAGCCUUUCCUUCUAGAUCACGAUUUACGGAUGACGAAGCUGUACGGAUAUGUUAUUUUGCAGAUUCGCACCAGCGACUUUUCGUAGGCAGUUGAAUAUCAGA
Molecule: messenger RNA, 1245 nt
Organism: Sodiomyces alkalinus F11
Lineage: Eukaryota; Fungi; Ascomycota; Sordariomycetes; Glomerellales; Plectosphaerellaceae
Exons: 1
Coding region: 130-1062 (310 amino acids)
Source: RefSeq, a predicted model, not a curated record